CUUAGCGGUAGCCGUACUUUCCGUGCAACCGAUAACCUUCUCCCUAUUGCAGAAUCUUUGGAUCUUUCCUGUUGAGCCAAGCGAAGCGAAGCAUCAACAUUGAAACCAACAGCCGCUCCCCAUCUGGUCCAUUCCCUCACAUCAGUAUUCCCCUCUAACCCAAGAGUAGCACGCAUUCGUCAUACCAGCCACAAGAGCUAUAUCCGUAUCACACAAGAGAGAGACAGAAUGUAUUGGCGGGUUCAAGAGUUUGUAUUCCUGUUUAGUUUGAGCGCAGCAGUUUGUCUCGCCUUGCGGCCGAACCGGCAUUGCUCCAGUUGUCGUCCAACAUUGAGUAAAAGUCACCUAGCUUUGGCAGCCGACGACAGCAAUUGGUGGGAGCCUACUUGGACCGAUGUCGAGAUAAUCAGCAACGAGGCGGUAUCUGCCAGUGCCCGUGCCAUUCGAGUGUCCAUAACGGAUGAGCUUCGUGAUUCCUAUCGAGCUCCAGGCCAGUAUAUUCAGGUCAAACAAGCCAAUGCCGACGAUGACGACAACCCAAACAUGUGCUUUUUACCCUUGGCGUCGGCCCCACGCAACGACUAUUUUGAAUUUCUCGUCAAGACGAAUCGAGACGACCGAUCCUGGAUGCUGGAACCGGGUGUUACCAAACUGCAAUUAUCGGGUGUUUUGGGCAAGGGCUUCCAACCACGAGAAAUAGAUGAGACAAUAAUGUCCAACGGAGAGAGACCCAACAUUUUCGGUGCAAGUACCAUAAUCAUGGCAGCCAAUGGAUCCGGAAUGGCCUCUCUGAAAGCUGCCAUUGAAAGUGGGCGACUCACAUCCGGUGGGACUCUGUAUUAUGGGGAACGAACGAAGGAGGACUUGUGCUAUAAAGAUCUGUAUAGUGAAUGGAAGUCCAAGUUUGGAUUCCAAGUGGUUCCUUGUUUGAGUCAACCCACCAAGGACGACGAUUUGGAGGAUUCGGUCACACCAAUAAAGGAGGGCUACGUACAGGAUGUCGUGUCUUCCAAUGGCUUGGAGGAGCACGAUCCAGCAACAUGCUUUGCCUUGCUAUGUGGCGUCAUGGAGAUGAUGGAUGGUGUUACAGAAUUUCUAAAAGGUGAAGGGGUUUCUGUCAAUACAAUACUGCUCAACUUGGAGGGAUGAUCGGGUUGGUAUCACAUGGUGGAGUUUCUGGCUACACCGCGGGUUGUUUCAUUGUAAUUUACUUGGUCGCUACAAGGCUGUGGAGUCGACAGCAAAGAUAAAUGCUCAGGCGAGUGGAUGCAAGACAACCAACUAUCUGUUGUUAGCAGUGCUCACGAUACAUUUGGGCUGGCACGAAAUGAUGCCUCGGUCGACAGGUCGGGUAGUGAAUGAAGAUGGCUGCAAGGUACCGUACCCACGAAAACAAGUGUCAGCUAGUCCUCAAAUACCUAUUCAAAAUGCAAUCGAUCCGUAUACCAGCAAUCAAUCCAAACCAUCAGAUUCAUACUGGGUAGUUAAAAUAGUACGGCAAGAUCAAGACGACUGCAUGGGAGCUCGAGCAUGCUUUAUGGCAGGUGAUUCUUUAUCUGUUUGAACGCAAUUUGGCCAAUUGAAGGGGCUGUUUCACUAGCUAGCUAGCUAGAAAGAGUUUUGAUCUCUUGCGUCAUACUAGAUAGUCAACUAGCUAGUAUAGAUAGCUAGCCAAAGAGCUGGCUGGAAAUGAAGCAAGGUAUUACAGCAACCUUGCGGGAAACAACACAGUGAAAGGACGAGGAGUGACACUCUCACCAAGAGAAGGUAAG
Molecule: messenger RNA, 1772 nt
Organism: Seminavis robusta
Lineage: Eukaryota; Bacillariophyta; Bacillariophyceae; Naviculales; Naviculaceae
Source: the annotation of a GenBank genome assembly